CCCUCUGUGUCUUUCUCUUUUUCCUGCUUUACUGGCUGUUCAGCUGUUGUGCUCAGUAACUCUUUUGUUUGCCAAAGCAUCCCUCACAUUGCUACAUGCCUGACUGGAGACAGUACCCACCAGCACCUACUUUACACCAAGACAGACAGUGUUUGCUUCCCAAGAGCUUUGGACUGAGAAGAGUUGGAGUCAAGAGAAAAACGGGAUGAAUUUGAUCAACAGGAAAGAUGACCUGUUGCUAAUUCUUGCUAAGGAUUACUUGGAUGCCUUCAAGAGUGUGUCCAAAUAUUUAUGCCUAAACUCACAAAUGGAUUCUAUGUAAAAGGGCUUAAUUUACUGGUUGAAAUUCAAGACCUGAAAGUAGUUACUUGAGAUCCCAAGAGAUGACUUUCCGCAGGCCAGCUGCCCACCCAAGGAGGGCUCCGGGCUGGAGAAGGUCAGGAGAUGAGUCCUAUUGGGAGAGCUUUACGUCAGGAGAAGAGUCUUUACCUCAAAGAUCUCUCUUUUCCCCUGCGCCUCGGCCGCAGAGCGCCAUUGAGGGGCGCCAGCUGGACUUCUGGCUGGAACAUCUCAAGACAAUGCAGAGCAAAGGCCAAUCAUCAAUUCACAAUACAUCAUUGGAUGAUCGGACUGCAUCCAUGCCUGUUCUCGAGGGACAGGCAAAAAGAAGAGCGUGGAGGCAGACGGACUUUUCUUCCUUCAGCACAGCCUCGUCUUCAUGUGGGAGCUCACCUAGCAGCCAGGAGUCCCUCCAAACUGUGUGGUUUCCCACUCCAGAGCGCAAGGGAGGCUGGGAGAAAGCUCACAUCGUGCAGUCGCCAUCAAAGGAACAAACUCAGCUCAGUAAUCUUGCUCCAGUCAAAAUUGGUUGGUUGCCAGUCCAGAGAAGAGUAAUGAUGGUGGGGAACACUUGCACCCAAAACCAGCACUUGGACGCAUCAGGUGGCCAAGUGAAACUGAAACAGCCUAUCACUCCAGCUUUUCAAAAGAAUGAUGACUCACAUUGUUCUAAAGCAGAGGUGGAGAGAAGUCACACCAGUCCCAGUGCACCGGGUGUGAAGACAAGGAGGACAACAGAUAGUGGCGCUUCUGAGGGGCCUGAAAAACAGCACUCUGCAGUAAACCAACUUCCCAGCUGGAACACUCUGAGGACAGGCUGGAAGCCCAACAGAGCGUCAGGUCUUUCAGGAGGAAAUAACUCCAAUGAACUCACCAGAGGGUUUGAAUUAGUACCCCACAAGAAAUCACAUCUGAUGACAAAAGCAAUCACAGAACCCACUAAGCAUUCACCUCUGCAUUGCACAGCUUCUGCUGAUCCAACUGGUCAUCACAGUUUACUACAAGGGUCAAAUACAACGAACACACAGAGGCCCCAUACCACUCUGCAAAGAACAAGCAACGUUCAGCCUCUAAAGGCCACUGUCUUUUAUGGGACAAACAACAGCUCAGAAUCUUCAAACAUACAGACAAGUUCAGCUGCGACCACCCUCAUCCCUCAGAACAAAGCAGGCAUCUCUUCCAUCACCAUCUCCUCCAGAAAAGUGAGCAGAUCAGCCAGCUUGCCCGGGUCCCGAUCCAGAAAGUCUCCUUCUCCUCUCCCACCAGAGUGCAAGCCCAUGGACCCAAACUCCCAGCAAGUAAGAGUGCAGAGGAAAGCUACUAUAGUGAAAGUGACAGAGCAGAGAGUUAUAUCAAGCUCUGCUCCGGACAGCAGUCAACCGGGAACCGGAUCCUCUGGCAAUGCUUUGGACACUGUGGUUCGGCGAAGAAAGGCCACAAUCAUUAAAGUGACAGAGCAUAAGGAGAGUUACAGUCCAGGCAAGAUAACACCCAGGAAUCCAGAGUACAGACACAGCUACACUGAAGGACUGUAUAAGAAUAACAGCACGCCGAGUCAAGAAAACCAUAUGGAAAACAGUAAAGUACCUGCUUAUCAUCUGAAUUCCUCACCAAGUGCAACUGUCCUAAACACAUUCUCUUUAGAUGGACAGAAAAACGAAACCCUGCACAGAUCUACACUGAAUCUUUUUCUUAAUAACCCCAAUGCCAUUGCAUUCCCUCCUUUGGAGCCUCGACCAAGGGCUGCUGGACAUAGAUCUGAGAGGCCGCAAAGACCACUGAGCUGCUACGGCAGUUUGACUGAACACUCUAAGCAGAGCAAGGAAGGUGUUUCACAAUGGUCUGACUGGAAGCGGAGCUCCGGUCUUCCACAGGACACCUCUAUCAAUCAUGUGGACUUCGACUGCCUUUUCACCAGCUCUGGAAAAACAGCGAAGGAAGCAGGUCGGCCCAUGGCCUCUGACACGCUCACACCAAACAGAAAUGAGAAAGAAAGACUGCCACCGACAGUGGAUGGAACACGCAGAGCCUCCCCAAGUCUCACUCUCAUCAAGGCCCCAGAUCCUGACUCCCAUCAGUCUCAAGAGGAAGUGCUCGCCCUCAAUGCGGCCGCGAUUAUAGCGAACAUCAAACUCCAGAGGCAGCUUAGUAAGAAGGAAACACCAAGUGGCGAUUCAGAGAGAGCCUCCACGGAUUCUCCCCGGGGAAAAGCUGAAGUGAUGGAUGAGAGAAAAUAUAUAAAUUCCAAGAAAAGCGAAGCCCGGCAUCACAAGCAUUCUUAUGCUGAAUUUAUUUCACUGAUGCCAGAUCAUGACGGGUCAACUGAGAGUGCCUCCCUUCAGGGAGCGCUGCAAAGGUGCAGACCAGUAUUCAUCAGCCGCUCCCGGGAAAGAGUGCGAACGCUGGAACGGAAGAUGCAGGAGAGGAGGGAGAGGUCGAAAGCGGGGAAGCUGGAGUGGAGAAAGGAUCAGCUCAGGCAGCUGAGGGCCCACAGUAGCACAGGGUCUACCUCCAUGAAUGAUAACCUUUCCAGACCCACAGACGGAGGUAUUUCCCAGAGAGAUGUGCAGUUCAGAUCUAAGAGGCGAGUGGCAGCUCCGUCUCUCCCCCGACAGGCUGACUGAUGCCGUCCUCGUCUGCAGACUUUUCCUUAUCUUUUGUGCUGCUACCUUUGCAUGUGAGGGCCUGAGCCCAUCAGUGAGAUCUCCUCACAGUAUCUUUUUUCGGUUGAUCUGUGAAAAACCUGUGCUCUGAAUAAAUUCCUUUGU
Xiphophorus maculatus (southern platyfish) is the source of this 3107-nucleotide messenger RNA. RefSeq lists its product as uncharacterized. The record is from RefSeq and is a predicted model, not a curated record. NCBI's taxonomy places the organism in Eukaryota, Metazoa, Chordata, Actinopteri, Cyprinodontiformes, Poeciliidae. The coding region runs from base 384 to 2963 and encodes 859 amino acids. The transcript has 9 exons.